Messenger RNA from Suillus clintonianus, 663 nucleotides. RefSeq lists its product as uncharacterized. The record is from RefSeq and is a predicted model, not a curated record. NCBI's taxonomy places the organism in Eukaryota, Fungi, Basidiomycota, Agaricomycetes, Boletales, Suillaceae. The transcript has 3 exons. The annotation marks the transcript as partial.
CGUUCUUCAUACCACUAUGCAUUGCAGAGUGUGGCUGGCAGUAUCUUCAACAUGUCCCCCAAAUAUUUCUCUGUGUCGUAUGAUCGCAUGUCUAACCAGCAGAUCAUGGACAUGAUUGGAUGGGUGGCUGGCAAGGGGAAAGACUUCGAUGUCCUCAAGGUACCUAUCAUCUAUCCUGAUCUGAAGGUCAGUGUGAAGAAGGUAUUUGGUAAUUGGUUCAUGAUUGCGAAGUUUAUCAAGGUUGCAGUGGGCGGCAAGAUGACAAUCUAUUCGAAGUCAGGACGUGGCGGAGGUCCGAGCCCCUACUAUAAGAUGUGGCACCUAAAGGCUUGCACACCCGGCUUAAUUGCAUGUAGCAUAACUUCGAUGAUCUUUUUGUUGUCUCCCGAUCAACAAUUCCCAGGUUCAGGUGUCGGUGCCACCUCGUCAAUCUCUUACUCCAUUGUCUUUCGAACUGUCAAGCAGUUUUUUGUUGCCCAAUGGGCGCAUCCGCGUGUUCAAGCCAUCGUGAAAAACAUGAAUGACUAUGUUUUUGAAAACAUCGACAAGACCGCUCGUGAUGCAGACGAUGCUCAGGCUACGGGUAUGGAGGAUUGUACUGAUUCGCUACAGUGGGUGAUGGCCAGCUUGGAUGACGACGACUCAGAUUCAGAUGAUGACAAC